This is a messenger RNA of Rattus norvegicus (Norway rat), 8052 nucleotides long. NCBI's taxonomy places the organism in Eukaryota, Metazoa, Chordata, Mammalia, Rodentia, Muridae. The record is from RefSeq and is a predicted model, not a curated record.
CUGGGCCACGCGGAGUCUCGGCCUUUGUGCAGUGGGGGCCGGGCCCGGAGCCCAGGCAUCACGGACGUAGGGUGCUGUCGGUCUGGUAACGAAGCCCCUUGGGCGGUGGGCCUGAAGCCAUCACCUCGCCUUCUGGCGGGAGAGGUGUGGGCAGGGACACCUCACACCCUAAAGUCUGCCUGUUUUGUCUGUUUGGAAUAGCCGAGAAACCUCCCAAGUUUCCACCAAAUAACCCGUGGAUGAAGUGUCAGAUAGCUUAUCAGAAUGUGGUUUUACAGUAACAAAGAACGUUGUAGAAAUAAAUGGGAAGUGGCAACCUGUUGACAGCGGUACCUGUCAAGUAGUAUCAUCCAGUGGAUUUGGGUUGCUCGUGGUAGGAAUUUGAUUUGCCAUCUUGCAUGCUUGCAUGUACCUCCUUGCUGGAUGCAGAGAUGUCCUGUGUAGGGUUGUUGACUCUUGUAUGCCAAUCACUAUUAGGGUGCCCACUGUCUGCUGGCUCAAACUAGACUCCCAGAUUUGGAAGUGGCUCAGUUCCCACUGUAAACCAUCACUAAUUGAAGGGAGUGAAAGGCUGGUCAAGUGAGAGCGGCCUGUCAGUUUAGAAUAGGAUUUGCCGGGUGACAAAGGAAUUGAUGAGGUCAUACUGCCUUUGGGUUGAUCAGGAGGCUGCAGCUGUAGCACUGGCCGUGUAGGAGUUGUUCAGAUGGGUUGGGUAACCCUGUGCCAGGGUCCAGGGCAGCCAGCUGUGGGUUUGACUUGCUCACAGUCUAAUUGGCAAAUCAAGAUCCGCAUCCAUAGGUCCAGUUGGCUGAAGAAUAGUGAGGUUGAUGGGCAGGAGGGCUACCCUUUGACCUGCAUUGCCAGGCAUGUUGUGAAGCGGGCAGUUCACAGUUGCUGUCUGAAUUUUACUUUCUGAGAAACAUGAUUUUGACUGGUUUGCCCAGUUUUGGCCUUCUCUUGUCAUCAUUCCCCUCCCAUGUGAUCUCUUGUAGUUGGCAUAUCAGUUUCCUCUGACAUCUUCCAUGACACUAUCUUCAAUGCUGCCCUCCCUUCUGAUCUCCAACCUCCUGCUUCUAGUUGUCCAUUUCAUUUUGAUACCAAAUAGUUUGACCCAAGCUAAGAUAUAGCCACAGUCCAUGCCAGAACCGUCCAUAUGGCUGUCUAAAGUCACCUUGGUGCUUCUCUUAGGCCUGCAUGCAUCUCUUAGGAAGCCUUGCCACCUGUUUCCAACAGUAGACCAUUGCUAAGAAACUGCAACCUAAAGUCCUUGUCCAAGCUCCCUGUGAGCCCUUUAAUUCUUCCUCUGAUUUGAUCCCCUCUCUUACCCUCUUAGUUUUUCUGGACCCAGAGUGAUUCUUUAAAUUGUAUGAUGUUAUAAAACUGAGGUAGUAUAGACUCAGGCCUGUUUGUUUGGGUGGCAAAGCAGCUGUACCACUUCCUAGCUUUGUAACCUUGAGCAGGUUGUUUAACCUUUCUGUCACAGUGCUUAGUAAGUUGCAUAAAAUCCUUACAGCAGGGCCUGUGUCUGGGUUGGCUGCCAUUGUUACCCAUGGAUCAGUGAUCCCACUGUUUUGACCCCUUCUGUGCAGUAUCCUGUUAUUCAAGAUAAACAUGUAAAAUCUUAAUGCUUGUUGCCCAGGCCUGUCGGUUUCACUCAGCAUACUGUCCCUAGCUUGGCCACACCAUGGCUCUGCCCCAGGGUCUUUGCUUUUCCUUCGAGUGUCUUCUACCCUCCUUUUACCCUUGUAGCCACCUGGCUCCAUCUGUUUCAUCUUUAGGUGGAUGCUGGCUGUAGAACCUUGUAUAAUCUUUUGGAAGCUGCUUCCUAGCUUUUUUCCUUGCUUUGUUUUAAUAGAAUAUUUGUCAGCAUGUGACAUCAUAGAUACUUUUCUUGUUAUUAUCCAUCUCUCACACUGAUAUGCUCUGUGGGGGAAGUGUAAUUGCUCUGUGGGGCAAGUGUUUUGUCUGCUUUGUGCUUAACACACAUAAAUGAUGUGUGUGCCUUUUGGAAGGAAGGCAUUCAGCAAAUAGUUGAUAAAUGAAUAAGCUUUCAGAGGGGAGGUAAGAAACGUACCUAGGACUGCCUGUCGCUGAGUUCAAGAGCUAGACAGUUUGCCUGCUUCUGCAAGAUGUCUGCUUUCCUUUUCUAGGGCCUCAGGGUCCCCACCUAUGAUUUUUUAAAAAGCUUCUCCUGCUUUAACACUUAUCAAUGUCUUCAUUUAUUGUCUUCAUCCUUUAUAGUUCCUCACUGGCCCACUGCUUUUAACAUGCAGUAUGCUUCCCUAUCUACCACUCCAACCUCUGUCUACUGAGUGUUCUUACUAUUCGCAUAGUCUACCUCAGAAACCGCAGGUUUGACUUGCUGAGGUCCCUGCAAGCACCUACCGGGCACUGUUCUGGUCUUACUCGUGGACUGUUAGGAUUAAGUAUGCUGACCAGUCUGUCCUCUGCAGUGGUCCUUGGUUGCCAGGAGACUUUGGCUCCUUAGUGAUUGCUGCUCUUAGUCAUUCAUAAGCACCUUUGAUGGGAACAUUUGGAGAGGUAUUUUGUUACAUUUCUACUGAAUUAAAAAACUGUUAGGCCAUUGUCAGUUAUAGGAAAGAAAGUGAUAGUAUAGUUUGACCUUCUGCUGUGUGUAGGCCAUGGUGUCAUUAUCUCUUGUUUGUGGUAGCACCUUUCAGAGUAGACUGUGAGUUUUUAAAUGGUUUAAUUUAACCUAAACAAACCUCUGACUUUUAUGUUGUACCUUCAGCAAGGCAUAACCACGCCACUCAAUCCUUUUACUGUAAGCUGCUUAUACAGUUGAUGUUUUCUGUCCUCUUUUCCUCUCUGGAGUCUUAAGAAUAAGAGUUACUGUAGGUGCAACCAAGCUGUCACCCAUGGGCAUGGUUGUAUGUAUGUAUGUAUAUCUGUACCUGUAACAGUGUGCAUGGCAUGUGCAUGGCAUGUGCAUAAUGUGGCAGUGUUCAUGUAAGCGUGUGCAUUCGUGAGUGCAUGUGUUUCUGCCAAUAACCUUUCUUUCUGUGGCUCUUUGGUUUUGUGGCCAGCAUUCUGCUGAUCUGUUGUCUUUGUUGUGUCAUCCCUCUGCAAGCAUCCUCUGUAGCAGAGUUUCCUAGGAUUGUAUACUUUCCCCUCUGCUAUUUCCCUCUUGUGGUUUUGGUGCUUUACUACCAAUUCAUGUGGUCUCCUCCCCCAGACCUCUUCAGGGCUUCAGAGUUAUGUGACCUGCCUGAGCACUUGUGAGACAGGGCUGCUUACAGCACCCUCUAUUCUUCUCUCCAGGCUUCUGCCUGGAUGCUAGAGUGUGUCUGUAGAGAAGCUUUUUUCUUCACCUCCUUUUUUUUCUGCUUUCCACCCCCAUAGGGUCUGCAAGCGUAGACAAUUCCGUGACACUUUGUUAUUGUCUCCAGAGCUGCUUCCACAUCUUUGUUUUGGAGAACUGUCCCAACAUCUGGUGCAGUCCUAUACCUGGUAUAGCUGUGAGUCUUCUUUAUAAGGAGAGUCACUUCCCUGUUGAUAGCUCAUUAUCCUCAGCCUGGAGCUAGGCUUCAGAUGGCAACCAGAACCCUUUCUACCUUGGCUCUAGCUUUCUCCUGUGUUGUCCCACCUACCCCCCAAUACUAGCAGGCUCCCUUCCCAACAGACACCCUCCCUCUACUGGGAAUGGAUCUAUGCUGCCACUCCUGGUGACCUCAGCACGCUGCAUCACUGUCCUGUCCACGUGCCACGUUGUGGGCCCAGGAGAGGGGGUCCUUGGGUAGCAGAGUGCCUGGCUAUAUCUCUGAGGUCCCUAGUGCCACAGAGUUGAGCUGAGGGUCUCACUCGCCCUCUGACUGACCCAGCCCUUGCAGGUGGAAGAAGAAAGGUGCCACUUUGGCAUGAAGAUAGACUCACUUAGACGUCAGUCUUUUAAGCUGAGUGCAUUGUGAUUUCCAAUAAUUGAGGCAGUGGUUCUAAAAGCUGUCUACAUUAAUGAAAAGAGCAAUGUGGCCAGCUUGACUAAACCGCCAGUGUGUACAGCGCGGGCAGGACGGCACCGGGUCUCGACGGACUUGUGCAUGUUAGCAGUAUAGAUUUAUGUAAGGUGGUUUAAAACUCUGGUCUUUUAAAGUAGUCUUAACUGCUCAUAAUAUGGAGACAUAUGAGAGUCCCUCUCCUCUCCCGCAUGAGCCCACAGGAGAAGCAAUGAUGGAGAACCGAGCUUGCCCCUUCCAAGUGCUGCCCCAUGAACAGUCUCCACCACCUCCCCUGCAAACGUCCAGUGAUGCAGAGGUAAUGGACGUUGGCUCUGGUGGUGAUGGACAGUCCGAACCUCCUGCCGACGACCCAUUCAACUUCUACGGAGCUUCUCUUCUCUCCAAAGGAUCCUUCUCUAAGGGCCGCCUCCUCAUAGACCCGAACUGUAGUGGCCACAGCCCGCGCACUGCCCGGCACGCACCUGCGGUCCGGAAGUUCUCCCCUGACCUUAAGUUGCUUAAGGAUGUAAAGAUUAGCGUGAGCUUUACUGAGAGCUGCAGGAGUAAGGACAGGAAGGUGCUGUACACAGGAGUAGAACGCAGCACUCGGCCUGAAUGUAGCCAGCUCCUUAGUCCUGUCUGCGGGGACGUGCAUGCUUGUCCCUUUGGCGGGAGUGUUGGUAAUGGGGUAGGCCUAGGGGGUGAGAGUACAGAUAAGAAGGAUGAGGAAAAUGAGCUGGAUCAGGAAAAGAGAGUGGAGUAUGCAGUGCUCGAUGAGUUAGAAGAUUUUACUGACAAUUUGGAGCUAGAUGAAGAAGGAACAGGCGGGUUCACGGCUAACGCAAUCGUUCAAAGAGACAGAGUGGAUGAAGAGGCCUUGAAUUUCUCCUAUGAGGAUGACUUUGACAAUGAUGUGGAUGCUUUACUAGAAGAAGGUCUCUGUGCUCCCAAGAAGAGGCGAAUGGAGGAAAAAUAUGGCGGAGACAGUGAUCAUCCGUCUGAUGGAGAGACAAGUGUGCAGCCAAUGAUGACCAAGAUUAAAACAGUGCUCAAAAGUCGUGGCCGUCCACCUACAGAGCCAUUGCCUGAUGGAUGGAUAAUGACUUUUCAUAACUCUGGAGUCCCUGUAUACCUGCACAGAGAGUCUCGAGUGGUCACCUGGUCCAGACCCUACUUCUUGGGGACGGGAAGCAUACGGAAACAUGAUCCUCCUCUAAGCAGCAUCCCUUGUCUGCAUUAUAAGAAAAUGAAGGACAACGAGGAACGAGAGCAAAGUUGUGAUCUUGCCCCCAGUGGAGAAGUGUCACCUGUCAAGCCCCUGGGUCGCUCUGCAGAGCUGGAUUUCCCUCUGGAGGAGCCUGACUCCUUGGGUGGAGACUCAGGGUCUCUGGAUGAGAAGGACCCCCUGGGUGCUGAGGCAGCUGCUGGAGCCCUGGGACAAGUGAGGGCUAAAGUUGAGGUGUGCAAAGAUGAGUCAGUUGAUCUGGAGGAAUUUCGUAAUUACCUGGAGAAGCGAUUUGACUUUGAGCAAGUAACUGUGAAAAAAUUCAGGACUUGGGCUGAACGUCGUCAAUUCAACCGUGAGAUGAAGCGGAAACAGGCAGAGUCAGAGAGGCCCAUCCUGCCAGCCAACCAGAAGCUGAUCACUCUAUCUGUGCAAGAUGCACCCACAAAAAAAGAGUUUGUCAUCAAUCCCAAUGGGAAGUCUGAGGUUUGCAUCCUGCACGAAUACAUGCAGCGUGUCCUCAAGGUCCGCCCUGUUUAUAAUUUCUUUGAAUGUGAGAAUCCAAGUGAGCCUUUUGGUGCCUCCGUGACCAUUGAUGGUGUGACUUACGGAUCUGGAACUGCAAGCAGCAAAAAACUUGCGAAGAAUAAAGCUGCCCGAGCUACACUGGAAAUUCUCAUCCCUGACUUUGUUAAACAGACCUCUGAGGAGAAGCCUAAAGACAGUGAGGAACUGGAGUAUUUUAACCACAUCAGUAUUGAGGAUUCGCGAGUCUACGAGCUGACAAGCAAGGCUGGGCUGUUGUCUCCAUAUCAGAUCCUCCAUGAGUGCCUUAAAAGAAACCAUGGCAUGGGUGACACAUCCAUCAAGUUUGAAGUGGUUCCUGGGAAAAACCAGAAGAGCGAAUAUGUUAUGGCAUGCGGCAAACACACAGUGCGCGGGUGGUGUAAGAAUAAACGAGUUGGGAAACAAUUAGCAUCUCAGAAAAUCCUUCAGCUGUUGCACCCCCAUGUCAAGAACUGGGGGUCCUUGCUGCGCAUGUAUGGUCGUGAGAGCAGCAAAAUGGUCAAGCAGGAGACCUCUGACAAGAGUGUGAUAGAGCUACAACAGUAUGCCAAGAAGAACAGGCCCAACCUUCACAUCCUGAGCAAGCUACAAGAAGAGAUGAAGAGGCUGGCUGCAGAGCGGGAGGAGACUCGGAAGAAACCCAAGAUGUCAAUUGUAGCAUCUGCCCAGCCUGGUGGUGAGCCCUUGUGCACAGUGGAUGUAUGAGGUAGGCAGCAUGGGCCAACAGUGCUACCAGGAGACCAUCAGCCACACAUCUUCAUCAUUCUACAGCACCAGGCCUCCAACCUAAGUUCCUUCCCUGUGGCUGUGUCUGGGCUCUGGCUCUGGCACAUGGGGACAGCUGUGACCACACAGCACACAUGCAAAGCAGCAGUUCUGGACAAGCUGCUCUCAAUGUGACUGGAUAUACUUAUGGAUCAGUUAUAUGUUAACUGCACAAGUGGAAGCUGAUAGACAGCUGUAGAUCUUGCUUGUAUGUAUCUGCUGCGGACUGUUUUUAUGAAGGUUUUCAUUAAUUUUAGUACACUAUAUGCACUGACAAGAAGUAAUACUUCAUUGAUAGAUGAGAUGACCAGGUUUUAUAGCUUUGGCUGGCCUAUGAUGCCAGAUAGCCCCUUUGCUAUGGUUCUUUCUGGUGGAGCCACAGAGACUUGGUCAGAAGGUGCAGGUAUCCUAGUAUUACCUGCUUUGUGUGUUUCCCAUUUUCUUCUGAAAAAGUUAUAAUAGAAAGGAAUAUUUCAGGCUAUUUUGGCUUAAAAUAAAACAAAAUUUUAGCACCAGAAAUACUCUUCAGAGAUUGCAGUGAAGAUAACUGAACCAUCGAGAUACUGAGUGAUAGUCUGGUUGACCCUUGGGUUGCAGUCUACUUUUCUUAUGAAGUCUUAAUGUCCUAACAGCUGUCUUCUGGAUACUGAAGCUUCACCUUCGAUAAGCUCUAGUAACAGUUUUUUACAGAGAUUUUUGCACAAUCAAGCCCAUCUGUUCAUCAAUUUUUAAAGCUUUUAUGAUGUUAUAAAAUUUGGAAACUUUUACAGUAAGAAUGAUUUAGAAUCAUGCAUUUCAACAGAUGGACAUGUAUAAAUAGGAAACAGGGGCCCAUCAUUGACCAAGAGCUGGCUAGCACAUUGUACAUGAUAGUUAUAGCUUCUCUUGAUCUCAAGGGUAGCUGUUCUCUGCAGCCAGGCCUGAUUUCAGGUUGUUUUUGUCUGCCUGCACUCAUGGGAUAGCCCCUGUAGAUGGGUAUUGAAUAGAAGUGUAUUCAGAGCCCUAGUCUUGGUCAGUUGUUGGCCUAGCCCCUAGUACCUGUUCAUGGGGACUACACUCUACAUUCUCAGUGUGUGUCUCACCAUGUACCUGAAGAGAUGGUGACAUGUGCUGUCAGACAGACAGAAUGGUAACUGGGACUCCCAACAGCAUCUCCCUCCUUAACCACAUGUGUGACAGCAGUUAAUGUCUGUGUUAAUCUUGGCAAAAAGAACCCUCUAUCAAGUUGGUAGACUUAGACACUUGAUUCUUUUCUGCCUCCCAUUCAGUUGUGUUCAGUCUUUUGACUAACCAUUGCCCUUAAAAACAGAUUUGACAUUGAAAAAGUAUAAGGUAAUGGUGGUGUCUCUGCAGCCUCACACACAGGUGCUGCCACACAUUCCUGUCUCCAAUGCCCUCCCUGUCUUACAGGUGGGUGAGUCUUCUAUGUACAGCCAUGCUGCAAGGGUGGGAGCCUGUGCUGAUGCUGCUUCUGUGUGUUGGCCAAGGCUGUAGGGUGUACCCUGAUGGUCUGAACACAUAAAACUAUCCAAAAGGGAA